AUGUCCACACAACUACUACUAACCUUCCUUUCCCUAGUCAUCUUCCUAUGCCACUGGCUCCACAGAAACAAGCACUCGCCCGUCUACCAAUGGCCAUUCCUGGGGAUGCUCCCUGGCCACCUCUUGAGCUUAUCCAACUACACACUCCACGACUUCUACAUCAGAGCCUUGAGGCAAACCGGGGGAACGUUCCUUCUCAAGGGACCCAGUUUCGUCAAAGCCGACUUCAUGGUCAUGAGUGAUCCCGUCAACAUCAACCACAUCUUCAACAAGAACGCGGCCAACUACGAGAAGGGCCGGGAUUUCAAGGCCAUAAUGGAGCCUCUAGGCGACGGGAUCUUCAAUGUCGAUGGCGACUCGUGGAAGUUCCAGAGGAGGCUCCUUCAUUCUUUGCUAAAAAAACUCUGA
Linum tenue is the source of this 408-nucleotide messenger RNA. NCBI's taxonomy places the organism in Eukaryota, Viridiplantae, Streptophyta, Magnoliopsida, Malpighiales, Linaceae. The record is from the annotation of a GenBank genome assembly.